GGGGCGACCCCGGCGUCGGCCGCCGCGGCGCCCGUCGGUGCGGCCGCCGCGGCCCCGCGGGACGUCGGCAGCGCCGCAGGCAGCGUGGCCCGCGAGCUGAGCAGCUCGGGGGACGACGCCGCCGAGGACGCGUCUGUCUGCGACGUCGGCGGGGGCGGCCUUCUCCUGCCCGUGCUGCCGGACGAGAACACUUGGAACAAGCCCGCCAGGGCCAUGCUCUACUUCGUGGGGCUCUCCUGGUGCUUCAUCGGCGUGUCCAUCGUGGCGGACAUUUUCAUGUCUGCGAUCGAGGCCAUCACCGAAAAGCGCAAGACCGUCAUCGAGCUGUCCAACGGGAG
Molecule: messenger RNA, 338 nt
Organism: Prorocentrum cordatum
Lineage: Eukaryota; Dinophyceae; Prorocentrales; Prorocentraceae
Source: the annotation of a GenBank genome assembly